AGAUGUGAUACAACAGAACCAUGCCGUUUUUUCAUUCCCAGUCGACACAACUCCUGAGCAGGUUGGCACAGCUGCACUGUCGCCUAUCUUGUUCACGAUGCCUCUCAAAUGGGUUUUUCAUUGGCAACCCAAUGCGGGAACAACGGUCAACAGUCAAAUGAUCAACGAAGUUUCACAGUGCGUCGAGAGCAUCAAUGGCGUCAAAGAAGGAAGGUGGAAGGCUACUCUCACUUUCUACAAACCCAUGUUUCGAGCAGAUCAGGCAGUUCCUGCAGAAUACCCCCGUGAUUUUCUUGGGAUUUCGCUCCCGGAACAGCCCAACCGGUACUACUUUAUAAUUCGCAGCCAGAAGAUAGUGCUCGAAGCUGAUUCAUCAAUUCAGAUGAUAAUGGAGAAAUUGCAAUCUUAUAAAUCGAGGGUGUCGCUUACUUUCGAGGGAUUUCAGUAUCAACUCGGUGACUUCCAAUUACGAGUUGGUAAAGUUGCUCCAAGCGCCUCUGAGAAUUUGAGGGGAAUAGUUUUUGAGGUGGAGUAUCUGCCCCUUUCUUCAAUGGAAAAGUCCCGGCAAAUCUUGGAUGGGUUUGUUGAAAUAUGGCAAGAAGCCAUGUCGAAAAGGUCAUUACCAGGUCAUUUUAUGCAUAUAGAACCAAACUUUGCAGAGUUUGGCCUCUCAGACCACUACACUUCGCAACACACAGCUGUUCAGUAUGCUACUGUCAUGGCUCAACUCAUCUCGGCAGUCCAAACAGCUCAGGGAGUGAGAAAUUAGCUACUUAGAAAAGAAUUCACUCUCUGUAUGUGCUUGUAUCAUUGGUUUAUUGGAAUCCUACUCUGUUUGAGACUAAUUUUCCUAGCUGUAACUUUUCAAUUCCAGAAGGUAGCAUGGUGGGAAUGAGUAAAACAGGGUGGCCUCAACAUUUCAGAGAACCAAACAGAUGUGAGAUUACAGCAGGCCCAAGGUGGCUCUCUUUGUUGUAAAAGCCAAAAUUUCCUACUUCUGUUUUGUUUGGAUGAUGGAAAGUAUUACCAUCUGUGCUUCUAUUUCUUAGUACGAUAAGGAAAAGAGACAGAACCCAAAAAAACAAAAAUUACUUCUAUUA
Vitis riparia (riverbank grape) is the source of this 1100-nucleotide messenger RNA. RefSeq names its product mediator of RNA polymerase II transcription subunit 20a-like. Gene Ontology annotation, biological process: regulation of transcription by RNA polymerase II. The record is from RefSeq and is a predicted model, not a curated record. NCBI's taxonomy places the organism in Eukaryota, Viridiplantae, Streptophyta, Magnoliopsida, Vitales, Vitaceae. Gene Ontology annotation, molecular function: transcription coactivator activity. The coding region runs from base 98 to 769 and encodes 223 amino acids. The transcript has 5 exons. Gene Ontology annotation, cellular component: mediator complex.